This is a messenger RNA of Pelodiscus sinensis (Chinese soft-shelled turtle), 5065 nucleotides long. The record is from RefSeq and is a predicted model, not a curated record. NCBI's taxonomy places the organism in Eukaryota, Metazoa, Chordata, Testudines, Trionychidae.
GAAAGGACAUUGUGAAUGUCAUUUGAUCCUGCUAGACUUUCUAGGGGGAGUAGGGGGACUGCAUCUGGCUUCACUGCUGAAUUUGAGAGCUAUCCUAAAGGAGUGUUGCUAUUGACUUUUUUGUUUCACUCUGGCUCACCAUUGUUCCUUGUUCUGCAAGAUCUGUGGGAUGCAUACAGUAUCAGUGUGCGAGUUACCACCAUGGAUGCUGAGCUGGAGUUUGCCAUCCAGCCCAACACCACAGGGAAGCAGCUCUUUGAUCAGGUUGUGAAGACAAUUGGGUUGAGAGAGGUCUGGUUUUUUGGACUUCAAUACCAGGACACCAAGGGCUUCUCAACGUGGCUGAAGCUUAAUAAAAAGGUGACCGCCCAAGACGUGCGCAAGGAAAGCCCACUGCUCUUCAAGUUCCGUGCCAAGUUCUACCCAGAGGAUGUGUCAGAGGAACUGAUUCAGGACAUCACGCAGCGCCUCUUUUUCCUCCAGGUGAAGGAGGGCAUCUUGAAUGACGAUAUAUAUUGCCCUCCAGAAACGGCUGUCCUCCUCGCUUCCUAUGCCGUCCAGUCUAAAUACGGAGAUUUCAACAAGGAGAUGCAUAAGCCUGGCUAUCUUACUGGUGACAAACUGCUUCCUCAAAGAGUUCUAGAACAGCACAAACUCAGUAAGGACCAAUGGGAGGAGAGGAUCCAGGUGUGGCAUGAGGAACAUCGGGGAAUGCUCAGGGAAGAUGCCAUAUUGGAGUACCUGAAAAUUGCACAAGAUCUGGAAAUGUAUGGUGUGAACUACUUCAGCAUUAAGAAUAAGAAGGGCUCUGAACUCUGGCUAGGUGUUGACGCUCUUGGACUCAACAUUUAUGAGCACAAUGACAGAUUAACACCAAAAAUUGGAUUCCCCUGGAGUGAGAUCAGGAAUAUUUCAUUCAAUGACAAGAAGUUUGUUAUCAAGCCUAUCGACAAGAAAGCACCAGACUUUGUAUUUUAUGCCCCACGAUUACGGAUUAACAAGCGAAUCUUAGCGCUGUGUAUGGGGAACCAUGAGCUUUACAUGCGCAGACGAAAGCCAGACACCAUUGAGGUGCAGCAGAUGAAGGCACAGGCUCGGGAAGAGAAGCAUCAGAAACACAUGGAGAGAGCUCUGUUGGAGAAUGAGAAGAAAAAGAGGGAACUGGCAGAAAAGGAGAAAGAGAAGAUUGAGCGUGAGAAGGAAGAGCUGAUGGAACGACUCAAGCAAAUUGAGGAGCAAACCAAGAAAGCUCAACUAGAAUUGGAAGAACAGACUCGCAGGGCAUUGGAACUAGAGCAGGAAAGGAAACGAGCCCAGGAAGAGGCAGAGAAGCUGGCUAAGGAACGCCGAGAGGCAGAGGAGGCAAAGGAAGCCCUGCUGAAAGCAUCCCACGAUCAGCAAAAGACUCAGGAGCAGCUGUCAGCUGAGAUGUCAGAACUCACAAGCAGAAUCUCACAGCUGGAAGUUGCCAGGCAGAAGAAAGAGAGCGAAGCCAUGGAGUGGCAACAGAAGGCUCAGACAGUGCAGGAGGACCUAGAAAAGACCAAAGAGGAACUGAAGAUGGCCAUGAGCACCCCUCACGUCACUGAACCUAUGCAGUCUGAGAACGAGCAGGACGAUGAACAGGAUGAGAAUGCUGCUGAGGCCAGUGCUGAGCUGAGGGCAGAUGCCACCAUCAAGGACCGCAGCGAGGAGGAUCGCACUACUGAGGCGGAGAAGAAUGAACGGGUUCAGAAACACUUGAAGGCUCUUACCUCGGAGCUGGCAAAUGCCCGGGAUGAAACUAAGAAGACAGCCAAUGACAUGAUCCAUGCUGAGAACAUGCGACAGGGCCGUGACAAGUACAAGACCCUCCGCCAGAUCCGGCAGGGCAAUACUAAGCAGCGCAUUGAUGAGUUUGAGUCCAUGUAAACUCUUCCUGCAUCUGCUGUCCCUGCACUCUCCCUCUUCCCCAUCCUCUCCCAUCAUUCACGUGUAAUCAUGCUGCGCUGGAACCACUACAGAAGAGUGACCAUGGUCUUAUUUAUCAAGUUUCAUUCAGUCUCUGCAGUUCAGCAGUGGAGGAACAAAAUAUCCAUGUCAUGAGGGGUGGAGACUCCAAAUCUGAAAUUUUGUUUUUUGCCUAACUGGGUAAAAUCACAAUUGCACAUGGCUUUGUACUGUUUUACUGAAACAACUGCAUUGCUCCCUGGGUCCACUUGGAGGAGAUGCAGCCAGAUACUUCCACUGAGUUACAUAUGGUAAAAUUCAUCAGUCUGACACAUUUGCCUUACAACAGUAGUUCAGUAUUAGAAUUGAGUAGCGAGGGGCUAGAUUGCUGCUUUGUGCAAGGCUUUCACUUUAAUUGAAUUGGCAGGUGGGGUGUAGAGAAGGUUUGAGUGAAGUGGGGUUGGAAAUGAAGUUUAGAAUGUUUAUUUCUGAAAGACCAAAGCUGCUUCUGCUCCCUGAAUUUGAGCAAGCCAAACAUAUCCUGUGAACUGUCAGUGUUAAGACUUCUUGAAGGUCUAUCAGACUUUUUUUUAAAUAUGAAACUGUCUCCCAUUCCAGAGUCCUUUGGAGUGAUCUGGACACUUCCAUUAUAACAACUUGUUUUGGAGCAGUGGACUUAGUAAGGAGAGGGGUUCCUCCUUCACAGUAAUUCUUGUACAUUGCCAUUUGCACAACAAAUGGCAGGCAGCAGUGGAGACACUGUUGCUGGAGGGGCUUUAACUUCAAGUAGUGACCUGCAAUUAGAAAUCUAAAGGAAUAGGCAGGGUGAGGGAUGGGGUGGGUGGGGGGAGUUUAAAAAUUAAGUAGUUCUAACCAAAUGAAAACACAGCCACCAAAAAUGACUUUUUUUUUUGCAUUUAUUCCUCUCAUGCAGGUAACUUCCAGAAAAGGCCUUUUUUAAACAUAAAGCAUUGGUGCCUUAUGACUUAUGCACAGAUACAUACUGUAGUGUACAGUUUGAAUAAGGUGUUGUCUUAGUUUGUGUUUUUUAUUUAGUUUAAAUUAGAGGAAUGACCAGCAGCUGGGAACCAAAAAUAAUCAGUGACCUAAAGGCUUUUCACUUCACAUCUGAUUCAUCUGUUACAGUUUAAACUCCUCUCUCCUUUCCUGCCAUUUCUUUGGGUUGGGAAGAUACCUGACCUGUGGUCUAUCUUACAUGGAAUCCUCUUCCUGUUAUCUUAAUUAUUAAUUGAUAGGAAUGAAGUUGUGUUCCUCACUCAAACCUCUCUCCUUCCCUUGGAAUGAUGUCCUUUAUCUGACCUUGAGAACACACAUGUUGCUUUUACAGGUUCUCUAGUUUCUGUCCCUGGUGAUGUGACUUUCAGUCCUGAGCUUGCUGUCACUGAUGUACAGUUCAAGUCCAUUUGCAUAACUGGACUUGGUUAUGCAUUCCUGACCUUGUUAGAGAGGUUUCAGUGUAGCAGUUGGCAGGAAAUAACCAUGUAUGUUCAGGGUUGACUUGGAUAAGGCCUUGGUUGUUUGUAGAAGAAAAUAAAGGAAAAUGCAUCAGUUUUAGAGUCCUUUAAAAUCUGAAUCCAUCUAAAUGAACUCCUCCAGUUCUUCCCAGCUUAACUUAGCUGGUUGUUACUUAAAUUUGCAGCCUUCAGGCAGGCUGGUGGUGUGUUCUUGCUUAAUGUGUUUAAAAAUCUAUGCAAUUCUUUCAGCCCUGUGGAAGCUCUCCACCCCCUUUCUCAUCCAUGUAGUAUGGGCAGGAUAAGGAAAACAUCUGACCUUGUUAGAGCUACUCAAAACUCCUUCUACUAAGGCAAAGUAGAAGUGGUACAAUGGAAUGUUCCAACUCUGGUGGGGAGAGAAGACUCUCAAAGUCAGUGUUAAUACAAGCCUGCAGUAUUUCUCCAGAAAUCGCUUGUACUUCUUGAGACCACCUCCUCUGUAGAAGUGACUUUAGAGAAGUAAUAUCUGUCUCUUUGCAUGUAAAUGCUGUCCAAAUGUACCCCUGUUGGUGGCAAACUUAAUGUAGAUCCUUCCAAAGUCCCAGUAAAUGCAUUUUGAAGCACUUUGUCUUCAGACACGAUGUGCCUUUAGGAGGGGAGGAAGAAGGAAACUUUCAAUCAACCCAAAAAAAGCCCCUCACAAAACACCCCAGUGUUUGAAAGUUACAAAUAAGACUGCAGUUAAACUUGUCAGAACGUAUUUACAUAUUCCUUUACGGAAGAGUUAUUGGCACUGAUUCUAUUUGAAUCUCAUUACUGGGAGAACAAACAACAAUAAACUUCACUUCUGGUGCUCUAAAGCUGGUUUUCUGCAGUUCUGUGUCUAAAAAAAGUUUUAUUGCAUCUUCAGCAGUUUUCUAAUGAGAAGAUGCACAGUGUCUGAAGUAUGCUUGUUCAAAUAAUAAACCAGUAAACCUCUUUCUGUUGUGAUGGGUCACAGAACACUGCUGAGCUCCUGUUACGUUGGGUUUUUUGGUCACAUUCUAAUGGUCUAAAAUAGGAAUAGAACAAUUUGUGCCAGUUAGGUGGACUAACUCCUUGUGUAGUUGUUUCAGCUGUACCCUUUCCUACCAGUAUUAUAUAUUCCAGUGGUAUCUAAUGAUAUUUGAUUUCAGUCUUUCUAGCUAUGCACAAUUAGAAAAUAUUAGUCCUGGGAGGAGGAGAUGUUUAUAGUCCCCUUUUGAAAAUGUAUACUGUAUUGUAAAGAGAUGAUAUUUUGCAAGGAAAUUUAAUGUAAGAAGCUUUCAGUAUUAUGGUGAGAUUUCUAAACACAUUUUUUGUUACAAUACAUUGAGUUCAUUUUUAUUCUCUCCCCCUUUCUCCCAAUUUGUUUACUACUUGGAUAUAUAGUAUCCUCUUCAGGGGGAUUAUCCUCCCAGGGGGUUAUCCUAUCAAGUGUUUGCCUGGCUUUGUUUUUUGUUGCUGUAAAUUAUGUCUACACAUUUUUGACACAACUUUUUAUUUGGUUAUAUUAAAACAGCAGUCCCUGUGAGCUAACUCAUGGGGCUCAUGUGGCUAACCACAUAAAGAACCUUGGUAUCAAGACACUUACCUUUAGAGGAAUUUGUUGAAGUCCAUUUCCUGUUUUUCCUUCAGUGCCAAUAAAGUUUAGAGAAAUUAAA